AUGAUGAAAGGAAGUUAAUAAAGUGUUCUUUUGAAAGAGUUGAAAGAAAUUCCAAUUUAUUCUGAUAACUGGUUUUGGAAGCUUCGAAUGAGAAAUCAAGCUUUACUCUAAUUUUCAAUUAUAUUUGUCCUAAUGUUAGGAGUGGUUUUAGGAAUUUAUUUAGUUAAUAUGGCAAUAAUUGUUCCUCUUUUAGAAUAAUCUUCAUUUGAGAUUUAUAAUAGUAAUGCAAAACAUACAUUAUAAAGUCAUUUAAGAAGUUAUGAUGGCAUUCUAAAUGGAAUCUUUAAUAUAAGUAAUAUUUUUUUUUAAAUUAAUUAAGAUAUUCACUAAUUGCAAAUUAUUCAUUAAAUUUAUUCUUAGUCAUAUAGAAACCUAGAAAAAUAAGAUAAUAUUACCUUAGAUUAUAGAGCUCAUAUGGAUUAUGCAGGUACAAAUAAAAUGCCUUAAAUACUUGUUAAUUAACCACCAGGUUCAUUACAAAAAACACAUUCAUUUAUGUGCUACACAAAUAAAACUAACAUUACUUAUCCAAUCAAUAAGGUUACUUUAAUAAACUUAAAAAUAUAAGAAACUAUGUAUCCUAUUGGUCAUAUAUUGGAUGCAACAAAAUUAAAUAUCAAAUCACUUUUUUAUGUAGGAACUUUAGAAGAACCUUAAGUUUAUUUCUCAUAUCCUUGUACUAAUUUUUAAUAAGCUAUUUAUGGAUUAAAUAUUCCAAAGAGACCUUGGUUUUUAAAAGGUGUUAGUGUAUAUAAUCAAUCAAAUUUUAGUGAUUAUGAUUAUUAAUUCACUGAUCCCUUUCUUUGUAACUUUAAUUAAUUUUAUCUUUAGAAUUUACCAAAGAUAAAAUUGAAGUAACGUUAGUCAUGCCUUUGCUUGAUAGUAAGCUUAAUUUAAAAGGAGUUAUGGCUUCAGAUUUGGGAACAGAUCUUAAUAAGUUUGUAGUUAAAACAGAUUAAAAUGUUCAUAUGGUUCUAUUAGCAAAUGCAAAAGGAUUACUUAUAUAUCAUAGUUACAAUGUUAGUUUAUCACUCUUACCAAUAUAUAUUUUCAAUACUUCAUUAACAGGAUUUACAUUAGAUGAUUGGACUUCAAUAGUAGAUACUAAAUAAAGCAAUUGUUCAUCAUAUCCUAGGAACUCUAGUUUACUUUGUCGUUAUAAUAGUGUUUAUGAUAAAGAUUUGGUUAUUACAAUUCAUGAGAUAAAGAAAUUUAAUUAUCUCUUUAUGAUGUAAGUAUUUAACUUCAAUCUAGUUAAGAUUUCAUGACACUAAUGAUUAUACUGAUUAUCAACUUAAAUCAACAUAAGAGAUGUUGAAUAAACUUUAAUCAGAAGCAAUUCAAUUUCUAUAAAUUGCUAUUGGUAUAUUUCUAGCAGCUAUGUUUAUAGCUAUCUGUAUUCUUAUUUUAAUCUUUUAUCCAAUUUAGAACAUAAUUGACAAUUGUCAUUAUAUUAUGGGUAUUAAGUAUAGAUAAAAUGUACAUAAGAAAAUUUUGCUGACUAAAUUCUUUAUUCCUUUUUUGAAUCCUCAAUUAUAAUUGUUAUUUUUAGCCUAUACUAAUUUAGUCAAAAGGUUUUUAUCCUUAUCAUAGUCAAAAGGAACACUUUGUAAAACCUUGGAAGCAUUAUAAUAUCCAAAAAAGAUUAAAUAAAAAGCUCAUAUUUCAUUAAAUCGAUAUUUGAAACAAUGUUUAAAUCUAAUAGAGAAAAACACAAUGAUCCAUUAGGCUCCAUUUCGCCUUCCAUCUUAAUUAAUGGGAAGAUUUGUUGAAAAGUUACUAAUGAAAUUUUACUAAUGA
This is a messenger RNA of Paramecium primaurelia, 1800 nucleotides long. Lineage: Eukaryota; Ciliophora; Oligohymenophorea; Peniculida; Parameciidae. The record is from the annotation of a GenBank genome assembly.